AUGAAUUUCACCAACGCCGAGCUUUUGAAAGCCCGUGAAGGGAAAAUGGCCCGCUUUUCCCCGAAGUUCAACACUGAAGGCGACGGGAAGAAACGGGGCGGUGCUGAGAACCAAGCCGAGGGCGCUCAGGCCCCCAAGAGGAGGAGGUUAGUCAAAGGCUCCUCCGCCAGCUCCUCCAACCCCGGCGCUCAACCCACCGCCGCCGCCGUGGCCAAAGGCAAGAAAGCUGCCUCCACCGCCGCUAUUGCAAGCUCCGAGCCUCUAAAUGACGGGACGAGCCAACUCCCUACCGCUGAAGCCACCGCCGCCGCGGCCACUGAGCCUAUCACUGUCACGACCCUCGAUUCUGCUGUCGUUGGUACAGCCACCGGUGCCGCCGCCAAGUCUGCCACUAUAGGCGCCACAACAACAACUGCUGACCAGCCAUCAACUGCCGGCACAAACGCCGAAGCCGCCGCCACAUGCUCCAAUGCUGCCGCCGGGGAGAAAGAAAAGGAAUCAGAAAAAGAAAACCCCAAGUCUCCCCCGCGCCAAGUCACACCUCCUAGCCCGCCUCCCACAAACGAUGAGCAUUCCUUGUCUCCUCCACCUCGCCAAGAAGAAAGACCCUCGCCCGGUGCCGCCACUACUUCCGAGGCAGCCCAAAUUGAGCAAGCUCCUGGUAACAGAGGUGGUUCUUCCAGCCACUUCAACAUGCUACCCAAUGCUAUUGAGCCCUCAGAGUUCUUGCUCACUGGCCUCAACCGCGACGCCAUAGAAAAAGAAGAGUUGAGCCGAGGCAUCAAAGAGACCAAGGAGGAAACCCUUGCCUGUCUUCUACGCGCUGGGUGCAUCUUCGCCCACGCGUUUGACAAAUUCAACUCCACAGCCGUUGAAGCUGAACGGUUGAAAGCUGAGAGUGCUCAGCAUCAAGAAGCCAUCAGCGAGCUGGAAGACCACCUGAAGCUGAUGAAGGAGGAAGCGGACGACCUUGAUUCAAGCCUCCAAGCUUGUAGAAAAGAAAAAGAUCAAGUAAAGAAGGACUUGGUCGCCAAAGGCAAGGCGCUGGCUGCCAAGGAGUCAGAGCUUGAAACAUUGAGCGCUGAACUGGAGUUAGCAAAAAAGACGCUGGCGGAGCAGGAGAAAAAGUCUGCUGAGUCUUUGGCUUUGGUGAAGGCAGAUCUGGAGGCGAUGCGGGCUACUUCCGAAGAGAUCAAGAAGGCGAACGAGGCUCAUGGGGCAACCCUCGUCGCAAAAGAUGCUGAGAUUACUUCCCAUCUUGCAAGGAUCAAAAAGCUAGAGGGCGAGCUAUCAGUGGAGAAAGCCAAAGCCACUGAGGCGAGGGAACAAGCCGCCGACAUUGCCUAUGACAGCCGCGAACGGGGCUUCUACCUCGCCAAGGACCAGGCUCAACACUUGUUCCCGAAUCUUGAUUUUAGCGCCAUGGGAGUGAUGAAAGAAAUCACUGCUGAAGGAUUGGUUGAUUGGAUGGAUAUUGAGUUAAUUGAUCCAUUUGACAUCCUUACUUAUAAUGUAUCUAAGACUAGUUUUAUACCUUUUAUUCGCAUCUUGAACUACUAA
Lotus japonicus is the source of this 1560-nucleotide messenger RNA. RefSeq lists its product as uncharacterized. The coding region runs from base 1 to 1560 and encodes 519 amino acids. The transcript has 3 exons. Lineage: Eukaryota; Viridiplantae; Streptophyta; Magnoliopsida; Fabales; Fabaceae. The record is from RefSeq and is a predicted model, not a curated record.